AUGGCCCCUACAUGGGUAUCUCGUUUCACCCAUAACGGCAACAAGCCUUCGAAUACCAGUCCUCCCGCCACCGACGGCCAUACGGCCUCCCAGCUACCAUCGACCUCCUUAUUGUUCCCUCCAAGCCCGUCUACAGCACAGUCACGGGCUAUUCCGGUUCGUGGCCAUUUUCGGUCUACCAGCAAUCCAUUUCCGACUUUCUUUGCAGGGAAAAGGAGAGGGGGCCAUGGUGGGACGGGUGAUCUCAUAGACUUCGACGAGUCUACAGAUGGCGACGAUGGAUUACACACCAUCAUUACAAACGCUCGCUCUUGCAGCCCACAGAAGCGCGGUGGCUCCGACGGUUAUACGGAGGAAUAUCGGAAACGCAAAUGCAUGACAUGCGAUCACACCAACUCAUUCCCCUACACUAAAAAGGGGUUUCGGUGUGGAAAAUGCGCGACAAUGAAUGAUCUGGAGCCCUACCAUAGUAGCAGAUCACGGCGUGGCAAACCGGAGGAAAAGCUACGGCCUGAUAUUCAGCCUCAAAUCAAAGUUACCAUUGAAGAAACACAAAAUAUUAUUGACCAUUGUCUUGUUUCAUACCUUUCCACUCAUCUUGGAGAGCAUAGGGUCCGCCAGGUACGGAAAAAGGCAAACUACAGCCCUACUAGGAGAGAUAAUGCCAACUCAUAUAACCAGAGCGUAACCCCUUCUGGGGGUAGCAAGGUCGAUAUGAAUGAACCCUCCCUGUUAGCUCCUAAUGUGACCAUAAACCCCGGGGACUCCAACACUGUGAAAAAGGGACGUCCCGAAGAGUCUGUCUAUGAUAAACGCAACGAACGGCUAGGCUCUCCUGCUCAUCGCGUGGAUCACAGACGGAUAGACGCCAGCGCAGAUUUUAGAGGAACGACUGCCGUAUUUCACGAUUUAGAACAAUACAUCACAACUUGCUUUGAUGGCUGUGAGGCUCUUAAUAAUUCAUUUUUAACCGGAAGGACUCGCUAUUUUCGAGCAGCGAGUGAGGGCUCCCAACCAUCCAUGAGUAUAUCAAACGCAGCGCAGCCACCUGUUCCUGCCGACCACACAGUUCCUAAUCUCGAUGAAAAGACCAUCCUACUAGGGAACAUUGCAGAAAAUGGGUCCUGGUGGGCUGAAAAUCGAAGGUCUCCGAAACUCAAGUCAGCAACCGAUGGUCCAUCAUCGAAAAUAUACGGAGCUAAAGCCAGCUUCACUAAUUCAAGAUCACCUCGGAUUAACUGGCCAGAGCUCUUGGAAUGGUACCACCUUGUUAUCCACGCUGGCGAAUCAUGGAACAGAAUGGUUCUGGACAUACCUAGUGUCGGAGAUGCUACAAAUGAACCCAACACACCUACAGCUAAGGAUGUAGCAAUUAUGGCACAACUGAAUGAAGUAAUAAUGGAAUCACGGUUUACUGUUCGGAAGACGUUACUACGAGCUACGGAAAAAUUACUCCAGCGACCAAAGCGGCCGCUUGUAAGUCCGGAUGAUACCCGGUUCUUACUGAUAUUGCUCGAAAACCCGCUUUUAUACUCCUCCAAUUCUGUCCCUAGAACCCCUUCUGGAACUUCGCCUUCCAUGGGAGGAAAUCAUGGCCAUCCAAGAUCACAAGGCUUAUCCACCUCGCCAUAUAGCAGCUCUUCCCCUGAAAAAGGCCGUCUACACCCCCCUCCGGGCAUAGAAGAGCUGUCAAACCUCAGAUAUUCGGUCUUAAAGAGGCUAUUCGGGUUGAUAUCUAAUUUAUCCAACGAAUGUCACCGAUCCCUUGUUGUAUGGUUCUCCAGGCUCUUGUCAAGCCAUUUCCAACGACUGGUGGAGAUUGUCAACGGCUUUGUGACUUUUCGGCUGGGUAAAUGUAACAAAAGGCAGUUAACUAGAGCUGAGCACGGAGUUAAUCUGGGAAGAUAUGUCCCUACCUUCUCUGCGCCCGGGACUGUUACACCUGCACAGUUGCACACUGCCCUACAAGACAACCCUGCAAAAUCACCGACAGGUGAAAGCAAGUUAGUGAGUUAUGCAGACGAUUGGCAAAUUCGUGCUGCUGCUCGUGUCAUGGCCCUUCUCUUCAAAGCAAACGGCUUGCGAAACGGCCGAAAACCUGAACCUGGCUCCAGUUCAAAAGAUGGCCCAUUAAGCUCAAAUUUGAAUGACAAUCGCCUGAAUAAGCUUGCUAUAAGCUGUUUCUAUAAUGCGCGACUGGAUUAUGCUGACCUUAUUCUAGAUUUUGAGGCAUGGGAAUCCCGCAUUGGAAAGUUUUCCUUCUGUCAAUAUUCAUUUUUGUUAAGCAUAUGGGCCAAGAUACAGAUUAUGGAGCAUGACGCCCGUCGACAGAUGGAGGCUAAGGCAAGGGAAGCCUUUUUCGACACCAUUCUUGGUCGGAGAGGAGUAAGUCAGUAUCUUGUACUGAAAGUGCGAAGGGACUGUUUGGUCGAGGAUAGUUUACAAAGUGUAAGCGCUGUUAUAGGAUCUGGUGAGGAAGAUAUCAAAAAGGGGUUACGAAUAGAAUUCGCAGGCGAGGAAGGCAUCGAUGCUGGAGGCCUACGUAAGGAGUGGUUCCUUCUUUUGGUGAGAGAGGUUUUCGACCCCCUCCAUGGUCUUUUCCUUUACGAUGAAGAUUCUCAGUAUUGCUAUUUUAACCCAUACUGUUUCGAAUCCUCGGAACAAUUUUUUCUUGUGGGCGUGGUCCUAGGAUUAGCGAUAUAUAACUCGACCAUCCUUGAUGUUGCGUUGCCUCCAUUUGCGUUCCGGAAGCUUCUGGCGUAUUCACCAUCAAACAUCGCACCUACAUUAUCCUCUCCACCUCAGCCAUUCAAGCCUAACUUAGAUGAUUUGGCCGAACUCCGGCCCGCGUUAGCGAAGGGCCUGCGACAGCUCCUAGAAUAUGACGGUGAUGUAACUGAAACAUUCUGUCAAGACUUUGUAAUCCAGGUUGAGCGCUAUGGUGAGAUGAUCCAGAUCCCAUUGUGCCCUGGAGGGGAGAAGAAACAAGUGACGAAUGACAACCGACGCGAAUUUGUGGACCUCUAUGUGCGUUAUAUCAUCGAUGGGGCGGUGUCCCGUCAGUUCGAACCGUUCCGACGCGGCUUCUUUACAGUAUGCGGAGGAAAUGCACUCCACCUGUUUAAACCCGAAGAAAUCGAGCUCCUGAUCCGUGGCUCAGAGGAGCCGCUUGAUAUUCAAUCCCUUCGAGGGGUGGCAAUGUAUGAGCAUUGGCCCACCUCCUCGCCUGACCGUGAGCCAGUCGUGAAUUGGUUUUGGGAAUUCUUUGAAAGUAUCUCAGCCAAAGAUCAACGUAAGAUACUCGGCUUCAUCACGGGCAGUGACAGACUUCCCGCCAUGGGAGCCGUCAACCUCGUCAUUAGGCUGAUGUGCCUAGGCCCAGACUCAGAAAGAUUUCCAACAGCGAGGACAUGCUUCAAUGCGCUUGGAUUGUAUCGAUAUAAAACGCGAAGGAAGUUGGAGGAGAAACUCUGGCGAGCGGUAGCUGAGAGUGAAGGCUUUGGGCUGCAAUAA
This is a messenger RNA of Microsporum canis CBS 113480, 3513 nucleotides long. Its product is annotated as ubiquitin-protein ligase E3A. The coding region runs from base 1 to 3513 and encodes 1170 amino acids. The record is from RefSeq and is a predicted model, not a curated record. Gene Ontology annotation, biological process: protein polyubiquitination. Gene Ontology annotation, molecular function: ubiquitin protein ligase activity. The transcript has 3 exons. Lineage: Eukaryota; Fungi; Ascomycota; Eurotiomycetes; Onygenales; Arthrodermataceae.